AAAAUGGAAGACAAAAAAAAGAAAGAAAACACAAGAGUAACAAAGAGUCAUACAUACUUUACCAAAUAACAAAUCGAUACGGAAUUUCAAUAUCCUGUUUAUAAAUAGAGAACAUCUAUAAUUUUUCUCACCUUCCCUCUCUCUUUUAUUAUUAUUAUUAUUAUUAUUAUUAUUAUUAUUUUAGAGUUAUGUCUACAGAACUAUCGAUUUCAAAAGAGAAGCCUUUGUUAUAUACCAAAGAUAGACUACUAAGGCUUUAUGGUCUUGAUCUGUUUGCUGCAUUUUCUUCUGCUGCUAUGGUUUCACCUUUUAUUGCUAUUGUAGACAGAUCGAUUAUUGAAAAUUUAAACGGUAAAAGACAAUUAACAGAUGGCUUAAAAUACGGCUUGCGUUCAUUUCUGUCAAAUCCUUUUCAAUUUACUGUAUCACCACAAUUCCGUAUUGUACUCGGUCUCUAUUUCUCAACUUAUACAACGGCUAAUCUUGUCGAAACAACCUGUGAAAACUAUUCAGUAGAUCCUGUCAAGACAUCUUUAUAUAAAUUUAUCACAACCAGCAUAACCAAUAUUGGUUUAUGUGUCUAUAAGGAUAAAGUGUUUGCUCGUAUGUUUGGUGUGACUGCCUCAAGAGCAUUGCCUAAGCUAUCUUACUUUUUAUUUGCUGCCAGAGAUUCAUUGACGAUUGCUGCUAGUUUUACAGCACCUCCUUAUAUUGCUAGUUGGCUUCAACAGACUGCCUCUUUCAGCCAGAAAUCAUCUCAGGUAGCAGCUCAACUUGCUUGCCCUGCUAUUGUUCAAUUAGCAAGCACACCUGUUCAUCUGUAUGCAUUGGACAUCUAUAAUCGCCCUGGUGCCACCAUAGCCAAUCGUACAUUUCUUAUCCGUAAAGAAUAUCUCAAGAGUACAUUAGCCCGUAUUGGUCGUAUUGGUCCUGCAUUUGUAUUGGUGGUGUUGGCAAUACGUUUAUUAGAAGUUACAGAUCACGUAUAUAAAUUAUUUAAUAGAAUCUUUUUCGCACUUCUUCAUUUGUGAGGUACUUGUGAGUCACAAAUGUCACUAGUCCAUGCUUCCAUAAGAUAGCCAUGACUGAGCCUUGUUUAUGGUUCUUGCAAAAUGAGAUACCAAGUGGUUGACUAUCUAUAGCAGUAACAGACAUUGCAGUGUUGUCCAUACAUACGCUUGAUCCAUGAACAUAGCCACUAGAAUAAACGAAUAAAUGAGACGAAUACGAUCUCAUUCUGACUUACAUAGGGAAAAGAAUAGGCUCUGUAUUCAAAUUAAGAGGUGAGUCUUGUUUAAGUGAAUACAAGGCAAUCAAUGGUGUAUUUUCAAAAGCAAUAGCCAAUCUGGAGCCAUCCAGACUAAUAUCGCGAAUCACACCACCAGCUUGAUCUGCUCUCUAGAUUCAGUCGUGACAGUAGUGACUGGCAAAGAAGCCAAUGGAUGAUCCACAACACUAUGGAUCUGCUUACCACUCAUGAAUAACAC
Gilbertella persicaria is the source of this 1487-nucleotide messenger RNA. RefSeq lists its product as uncharacterized. The record is from RefSeq and is a predicted model, not a curated record. The coding region runs from base 189 to 1031 and encodes 280 amino acids. Lineage: Eukaryota; Fungi; Mucoromycota; Mucoromycetes; Mucorales; Choanephoraceae. Gene Ontology annotation, cellular component: mitochondrion. The transcript has 2 exons.